UUGUGCACGGAGGGAGAUGCUCACAAUGGAGCAAAUAGAGGCAGCCUUGUACAAGAGGAUGAAGAUAUCUGAGAAUUUAAAUGAGAAGCAGAUGGAAAGAAUGGAGGGAGUGGGGGGAGAUCUCACCAUGGCCAGAGAACAACAGAGGGAGCACAUCCUCAAGUGGUUUGUGGAGACUCAGGCUGUGCUCAUUCUGUGUGAUGGAAGUUUUCCACCUUGGUUCCAAGGCUUCAUCUCCAGACAAGAAGCAGAAGAUCAGCUCCAAGACAAGAAUGUUGGUUGCUUCCUUAUCAGACUAAGUGAAAAAUCCAUUGCAUAUAUUCUUUCAUACAAAGGACAGGAUCGUUGUCGUCACUUUGUGAUAAAUCCAACUGAUACUGGCCUGUUCGUCGUCUCUGGUGAUUCUACCACUCAUAACAGUCUCACAGAGCUGAUCAAUCACUUUAAAACCACACCGAUCCAGCCUUUUGGAGAGUACCUAACUUCGUACGACACAGACGUGGACAUGGACUCUGUUGAAGAGGACACCAAAAACGAGCUUUAUGACGUGGUUCAACAUAAACCCAGAUUUAAAGCGGGUGUUAGCGUUAAGGCUCUAAGAAGUUUAUGGGAACAAACUAGCAAUGUCCGGCAUGGCACGCCUCCUGUUCUGUAUUCUAAAAGUGGCCGGAAACUCGCAAUCUCCACCUCUGUUGACAGGAACAUCCUUUCCCAGGGUACAAAAGUUCCACCAGUGCCAAAGAAGAAUACACGACUUCGGAAUUCCUUAAGCGCUGGUUUUCCUGGUACAAAUCCAUCACAAGAACAACACAGCUUUUCAGAAUCAAGGACAUCUGGAAGGUCAGGUGGUGAUGAGAGCAUAAAUGGCAGGAAAAGUGAUACCUUGGACACAGAGCGCUACAACUCUCAAUUAACAUUGCCUCUCCACGAAGAAAACAAUCAGUCUUCAACCUCUAAUUCUUGUAACAUUAUGGCCUCCAACCUUCAACGACCUCCUUUAGUUCCACCCAAAACAGCCUCCUGCUCUUAUGCUGUCCUCGACUUGAAAAAACACCAUAGUGGUGGUGACCGAGUGCCAUAUACUGACAAAGAAGCCCUGCAGCUCAACCCACUCUACCAGACCGCAUCUGUGGUGUGCGCUGGGCAGCAGGACCAGCCCGGGCAAGAGUAUGACAACCGUAUAAAGCUCAUCGACAGCAUCCUUUUAGCAGAAAUACCCUAUCAAGACAUACCUGAACAACGUGACAGUAAUACCUAUGAACACAUAGCUGAGAGCAACACCUAUGAGGACAUCCGAGUGACUGACAGCAACACAUACGAGAGUUUGGAUGAGAUGCAUCCAAACUCACAGAGCAUCUUGGGAAAGAAGAAUCAUAAGUGGUGGAAACUUCGACUGGAGAAUAAGAAGCAAUAGUCAUCUGGUGAAUGUAAAAGCUGAGAAAAAUAUUUCAUUUGAUGUUUUAUUGUUUUGCUACACGAUUAAUUUUUAGAUAUAUAUUAAGUCAUAAUUUUCAUGUUGUUGUAUAUAACUUCAGUAUAGCAUGGUUUCUACAGAAACAAAAUACUGAAAAUUUUUAUGCAAAUACAAAGGUACAAUGAGAUGGUUAUGAUAAAACAUAUUUUGAAAAUGUAUUUGGACACCUGCUCUGAUUAUAUCUAUUGUUAUCACUGAAUGUACCACUAUUUUCCCAGGACUUUAUCUUUCAGUGUAGAUCAGUCCAGUGUAAUUCACUAUUUUGUAAUUAGUAUAGUGUUCACAGACUGUCAUGUUUAAACAUAGAGUUUAUGCAACCCCAAUUCAGCAAUCCACACUAUUUGUAUGAUACAACAGUCUUUCUCUGCACAUCUGAACCCAUAAUACUGCACAGCAUAACUGAAUAAAGCAUGGAGACAUUAUACAAUAA
This is a messenger RNA of Carassius carassius (crucian carp), 1904 nucleotides long. RefSeq lists its product as uncharacterized. The transcript has 6 exons. Gene Ontology annotation, cellular component: cytoplasm. Lineage: Eukaryota; Metazoa; Chordata; Actinopteri; Cypriniformes; Cyprinidae. The coding region runs from base 17 to 1414 and encodes 465 amino acids. The record is from RefSeq and is a predicted model, not a curated record.